AUGCUGGAAGACGAAGAUUUUGACGAGAUACCUAAAUUCCUGACCAAUUGGAGCAAUGAUUAUUUGAAUGACGUAGACACAUCACAAUAUCCUUUCCCAAAUACACUAUGGCAUGUAAAACCAGCCAAAGAGUUAGCUCUCAAAUCCACUGCAAUGGUCUUAGUAGGAGUCAUUGGCAUAUUCCUGAACUCUGUCAUCAUUGUCAUCCUCAUGAAAAAUAAGUGGCUUUGGACGGCGAGCAACUAUCUAAUCGGAAAUCUUGCGGUUAUUGACCUGAUUACCUUGAUUCUGUGUCCCUGGUUUAUGCUAGUCAGGGAUUUCUAUCAGAGUUAUGUUUUGAGGACCUUCGGUUGCAGGUUUGAAGGAUUUUUACAAGCCUCUCUUCUCUUAGCUAGUGUGGUAGCAGUUAUACUAGUAUCUUACGACAGACUUGCAGCAGCAGCGUUAACUUCUGAAGCUCGUGUCACGAAGUCCGCAGCUCCAAAACUAAUCGUUGCGUCUUGGAUUAUACCUAUCGGAUUAUCAUUACCUUGGAUUGUUAAAAGGAAGUACAUGGAACGUCAGUGGCUCGAUUACGUAGAAUCCUUCUGCGUGGAAGACUUAGACAUUCUUAGCAUAUAUUGGCACUUCAUCGUUUUAUUGCUUGUGUGGAUACCACUUGGCCUUAUGAUUGUGACCUAUGGAACGAUUAUGUGGCGUUUGGAGUGGAGCGCCCGGGAACUAUCAUCACGUGGAGGUGGUCAAACAAUAUCCAGAGCGAGAGGCAAAGCUAUGAGGAUAACAGCUUGUAUCUUAUUAGCAGCAGUUAUAUGUAGGAUUCCGUACACUAUUUUGGUGUAUUGGAGAAAUAAUCUAAGAAGGGAAAUCAAUGCGGUAGAAGGAAGCUUUGGAAUAAUGUGGUUCGUAGCCAGCUACCUCAUGUACCUCAACUGCGCCAUCAAUCCUCUCAUCUACGGUUUUACUAAUAUCAGAUUCAGGAGAGCUAUGGACCGAACUCCUGGCAUAGCUUGCUUCAGAUUUGGCUCAUGGUGCUGUAUUUGUACCACGGUAAAGUUUCAAAACUACAACGUUGAAAAGAUCUUCAUCAUAGAUAGUCCACGUCCUAACAGAAAGCUGUCCAGAAUGGUCAAAAAUAUUUUCCACAUUAACAGACACACAGUAGAACUCAGCGUCCCGAAAGUUGAUGAAGCAACUACAAAACCAACUAAAGUUACUCCACUGAAGAUAGAGCAUGUACAGGAAAUAAAAAUUUGUAACUGA
Molecule: messenger RNA, 1260 nt
Organism: Vanessa atalanta (red admiral)
Lineage: Eukaryota; Metazoa; Arthropoda; Insecta; Lepidoptera; Nymphalidae
Gene: NGR-A34
Product: ultraviolet-sensitive opsin
Exons: 7
Coding region: 1-1260 (419 amino acids)
Biological process (GO): G protein-coupled receptor signaling pathway
Cellular component (GO): membrane
Molecular function (GO): G protein-coupled receptor activity
Source: RefSeq, a predicted model, not a curated record